Messenger RNA from Strongylocentrotus purpuratus (purple sea urchin), 1472 nucleotides. Its product is annotated as translation initiation factor IF-2-like. Bases 199 to 1272 code for a protein of 357 amino acids. NCBI's taxonomy places the organism in Eukaryota, Metazoa, Echinodermata, Echinoidea, Camarodonta, Strongylocentrotidae. The transcript has 2 exons. The record is from RefSeq and is a predicted model, not a curated record.
AAAGGGGGAAAGAUCAACUAGAACAGGGUAUGCCUGGUAAUUCCUGACACGGUCUGGUACUAGUGUGAGAUAUCAAUCUAGGGUAGAAAACCUAUAAAUUCAGUGGCCCAGCAGGUAGUUGUUAAGUUUGGAGCUAGUUCUCUCUUGGAAGGCAACGAAUCUAGAGAAAGCUUGUAGCAUCGGAGAGACCUUACAAACAUGGAGGUGAAAGCAACAUUGAUCGUUGCCAUUGUGGCUGCUCUUGCUAUCUCGGCUCACGCACGAAGAGAUUUCAAUGAACGGCGAGGAAAUGAGAAUGGCAGAGAGAGAGGACAAGGUCGCUUUGGAGGAAGGCCUGGUGGAAUGCAGAUGGGUGGAUCUAGGCAAGAUGGUGGACCAAUGGGUGGAAGGAGGUUCGAUGGACCUGGAUUUGGUGCCCCACAUAUGGAUGGACGCAGACAAAAUGGCGGUCCGAUGGGUGGUAGGAGAUUCGACGGACCUGGAUUUGGUGGCUCCAGACCAGAUGGUGCUGGAGGAAGACCUUUCUUCGGCCAAGGAGGAAGACGUGGUGAUGGAGAAGAAGAAACUGAUGCUUCCCAACAAAUUGGUGAUGGUCUAGGAGGGCGCGGUCAGUUUGAUGGUCAUGGACGUCGUCAUCAUGGUCACCGUCAAGGUCCACCUCAGGACCGACCAGAGGAACAACCGUUCGGUCAGCGCAAUGAACGCAACGAGGAGGAUGGCCGUCCUCACCCUCACCAUCAUGGCCACCAUGGCCACCAAGGCCACCACCACCGUCAUCAUAACCAGACAGAGGGUCACCAAGGACAUAAUGAGACGGGAGAUCAAGAUCAGGACAAACCAAAUGAUACGAGGCCCUUCCGGUUCAACCACUUCGGCAGACGCAACCACACAGAAGGUCACCAGGGUCAUAAUGAGACGGGAGAUCACCCCCAUCGUCAUCACAACAAGACCGGAGAUGGAGAUCAGGACAGACCAAUGUUUGAGAUGAGGCCCUUCUGGGUCAACCCCUUCGGUAGAAAGCCUUUCGGAGACCGUCCCUUCGGCAGACGCAACAGAACCGAAGAAGGAUCUCCCAGGCGUGAUGGCCACCGUCAUCCCUAUGGUAACCGAGGACGUUGGGGUGAGAAUGAAAGUGAGGAGAAGGAGCAUCCAACGACGGAAAGCGUAACGACAUCUUCACCACCUGAAGUGGUUGAGAUCGCAGUCAAUGAAGAAGACGUCAAUGUGGUCGCCGAGGUGUACAAUUUGUAUAAAAAAAGAUUGCUUGUGUAAAUAUACUAAUAGUCACUAAUGUCUUUCCUUGGACAGAAUGCAUAUCUUACCAGAGACUAAAACAUUAUUGUGUCUAAAAUUCAGAUACAGGAGACUCUUAGCCAGUGAAAGGUGCAUGAAAUGUUGACGAAUUGUUAAACUCUUAUUGAUACUGAAUUUGUCAAGACUUUGUCAAAUAAAAAUAUAUAACUGAACUCAUA